Molecule: messenger RNA, 2117 nt
Organism: Biomphalaria glabrata
Lineage: Eukaryota; Metazoa; Mollusca; Gastropoda; Planorbidae
Product: maltase 2-like
Exons: 12
Coding region: 122-1903 (593 amino acids)
Biological process (GO): carbohydrate metabolic process
Source: RefSeq, a predicted model, not a curated record
ACUUCAUAGUUCGGUCAAGCUCCAGCUGGACAAUCAGCUGAUGGGAAAUCACUGAAACUUUUGUGUUUUAGUCUUAAGAAAACCAUAUUGCCUCACUGUUUGACGAACAAAUUGGCCCAUAAUGCGGGGUCUAUUCAACAAUAUUUUAAGGUCAUGCGGACUUUUGUCCGCGUUUCUUCUGGUGACUGUGGUCGCCGCGGUGGUCCAGCGGGACGUCAAUACUCAGCUCAUCACGCCGGCCACAGAUCAAAACCUCACGUGGUGGCAGACGGCCAUAUUUUACCAAGUGUAUCCAAGGUCGUUCAAGGACUCUAACGGUGAUGGUGUGGGGGACAUUCAAGGGAUUAUAUCUGAGUUGGAUUACUUUGUUGACCUCGGCGUAGACUGUAUUUGGCUAAGUCCAGUCUACAAGUCCCCCAUGAGAGAUUUUGGUUACGACAUCUCAGACUACAAGGACGUCGAUCCAAUCUUUGGCACCCUUGACGACUUCCGGGAGUUGAUUCAAGAGAUACACAAAAGAGGGCUGAAGUUCAUCAGUGACUUUGUGCCUGGCCACGUCAGUUCUGACCACGAAUGGUUCAGACGUAGCGUUAAAAGAGAUGGGAAAUACACCAACUACUUUGUCUGGAGCGAUGGGAAACUGUUGGACAAUGGGACCAGAGUACCACCGAAUAACUGGCUGUCUGUCUUUGGUGGCUCGGCCUGGUCGUGGAAUGAUGAACGCCAACAAUACUACUACCACGCUUUCGACCCCCACCAGAUCGACUUGAACUACAGAGACCAGAACCUUCAGUGGGAGAUUAAAGACACGUUCAGGUUUUGGUUGGAUUAUGGAGUCGACGGUUUCCGAAUUGAUGCCUUCUCCCAACUCUUUGAGAAUGAGAAUACGUCACUAGACGAGCCUCUUUCUGGCAACAAUGUUCCACCAACUGAAUACGCCUAUCUGAAUCACAUCUACACAGCUGACCAGCCGGACAGUCUUCCGAUUUUAACGUCUUGGAAAAAUGUUGUGGAUGACUACUCCAAACAAGAUGGAAAAGUUAGAUACCUGGUUGUGGAGCUGUACGCCCCUCCCAACGUCAGGAACAAAAUCUACGGGGUAGGGGCUGUGCCUUUCAACUUUGACCUUAUCUCCAUGGGCACACACCCAACAGGACGUGACAUUUUCAGCAAGGUCAUGGACGAGUACAUCAACCUGCCCAGCGGAAAGUGGCCAAACUUUGUGCUCGGCAACCACGACCAGAAGCGUCUCAGCUACAGGUAUGGGGCUCAGUACGUCAACGUUUUCAACAUUCUGCUGCUGACCCUCUGGGGGACGCCCACGACCUACUACGGGGAGGAGCUGGGCAUGCUCAGCGCUAAUAUAUCAUGGGAGAACACCGUGGAUCCUCAAGGACUUGGUGCAGGACCGGAACGUUACCAGUUGUUUACCCGAGACCCAUCCAGGACACCCAUGCAAUGGUCCAACGACUUCCAAGCAGGCUUUUCAACGGGCAAUACGACAUGGCUUCCACUGGCAGAAAACUGGGCCACUCUUAAUGUUAAGACAGAGAACAGCAGUUCUCAACAAACACCCUACAAACUGUACAGGCAACUGGCACACUUGAGGAAAAACCAAGCUUUCCAAACUGGAACAUUUAGGGCCGCCCUAGUCACUGAUAACAUCGUGUCCUACCUGAGAGAGGGAACUUUACAGAGAUAUUUGGUCAUCAUGAACUUUGGACAGGAAACCACCGACGACUAUAGAAACUAUGGCGGACCUGCUGCAACUGUAGUUGCUAUAACACCAGGUUUGACAGGUGUGCAAGAAGGUCAAAGGUUAUCGUUGGAUGCUUUAAAACUGGAGCCUGGUCAAGGUGUGGUGUUGUUACUGGACCAAGACUUUGUCCCUACAAUAGGUUAAUGACAUGGAACAGAUCUUCAGCAUAGGAAGUUUUAUCUUAUUAAAGUCAACGCUAUACAUUUAGCAAUAUAGAUUUGAUUGAAUGAUUAAGUAUGUAUGUGUACACAUGUAUUGUCAACUUUAAAGAAUGUGUGUCUUGAGAAUAGUAUUUUGUAAUAUUUUACUGUCAUACUAGAAAUACGUAAAUACUAAUUAAAGCAAGAAUUCAUAUCAA